Molecule: messenger RNA, 237 nt
Organism: Clunio marinus
Lineage: Eukaryota; Metazoa; Arthropoda; Insecta; Diptera; Chironomidae
Source: the annotation of a GenBank genome assembly
AUGAAGGAAAAUUGUUCGAGACAGAAGCGUUAUGGGUGCGUAAAUGCGACUGGUUGCUUCAAUCUUUUAUGGACUUUUGCAAGCCACAAUGUCAAUUACAGCAAUUCAACGACUUUAAACGUCAAGUUUGAUGGACAUUUGGAUCAUGAUUCUGUUCAAUACCUUUUAACACUUGCGAUUUUCGAGUGCAACUCGAAUGACACUUGCAAUGUCGCUCACGGGACUCCUACUGACUAA